This is a messenger RNA of Larimichthys crocea (large yellow croaker), 5759 nucleotides long. It is a transcript of the gene sh3rf1, whose product is annotated as SH3 domain containing ring finger 1. NCBI's taxonomy places the organism in Eukaryota, Metazoa, Chordata, Actinopteri, Sciaenidae. Gene Ontology annotation, molecular function: protein binding. The record is from RefSeq and is a predicted model, not a curated record. The transcript is spliced from 13 exons. Bases 499 to 3159 code for a protein of 886 amino acids.
CCGGCUCGUUCACGGACAGACACAUCACUAGUUUCCAGCAACACAGUCCAGCAGGACAGAAGUAGCGUACUAGCAUGGCGCUCGGUGCGGCCGUUGGAGUUCCGUUGUCUCCGCCCGUUGUGUCCUUUUCAUGUUGUCUUUUUUUACUCUAAUAUCUGACAGAGGUAUGUUUAAACUACACUGUGUGCACCUCUAACGGAAAGCCGUCUUUGUUAGAGCAGUAGUUUGGGGGUUUAUACUCCAGAUAAAGUGGGUAGUAUAUUCCAGGUAGCUUGCUAACUAGCGGGGAAAAAAAAAAAAAAAAAAAAAAAAAAAAUUGGGAGAUACAGGACAAACAAGAGGAGGAGUCCUGUUUUGAAAGAGCUGAUGCAGUAUGCCAUGGCCACAGGCGAGGUAUGGGAGUGACGUGACAGUGCUGGUCCUGCUUCCAAACAAACAAAAAAAACCCCAGUCGGCGUCAUGUUUUUUCUGCUGAAGUAGUGGCAGAACACGCAUAGAAUGGACGAAUCAGUAUUGUUGGAUUUGCUUGAGUGCCCCGUCUGCCUGGAGCGCCUGGAUGCCUCAGCGAAGGUUCUUCCCUGUCAGCACACCUUCUGCCGCCGAUGCCUCCAAGGCAUCCUAGGCUCGCGCGGAGAGCUGCGUUGCCCGGAGUGCCGGACGUUGGUCGAGUGCGCCGUGGAUGAGCUCCCCAGCAACAUCCUUCUUGUGCGCUUGUUGGAUGGCAUCAAGCAGAGGCCGCGGAGGGCUGGUCCCGGGGCAGGGGUCUGCACAAAUGGCACGUCGGGAGCCGUGGCCAGAGCGCACAGCAGUGGGACCAGGGACCAGGGCACCCCAGGAGCACAACCCCAGCGAGCUCAGACUAAGAGCACCCUUGUCCGGGCUGGACCAGCCGAGCCAGAGACCGAUUGGCUCGGCGCUUCAGGCUGUGUGAUUCUCUGCAGCAGGGGUGUACCCCAGCUCCCUUGUGCCAAGGCGCUCUACAACUACGAUGGCAAGGAACCAGGAGACCUCAAGUUCAGCAAGGGCGACAUUAUCAUCCUGCGCCGGCAAGUGGACGAGAACUGGUACCACGGCGAGAUGGGUGGAGUCCACGGCUUCUUCCCCACCAACUUCGUCCAGGUCAUCAAGCCGCUGCCGCAGCCGCCGCCUCAGUGCAAAGCGCUCUACGACUUUGAGCUCAAAGACAAGGAGGCGGACAAGGACUGUCUGCCAUUCUCCAAGGACGAUAUCCUGACUGUGAUCCGAAGAGUGGAUGAAAACUGGGCAGAGGGAAUGCUGGGAGAUAAAAUUGGAAUUUUUCCCAUCUCAUAUGUGGAGUUCAACUCGGCAGCUCGGCAGCUUAUCGAGUUGGACAAGCCAUCAGAAUCCAACGGAGAUUCUGGCGAGGGGGCCUCCUCGGGGCCCCAGAGCAAUGGUGCUCAGCGGGCAGGGGAGAAGAAGAACAGCAAGAAGCGACAUUCCUUCACCUCUCUCACCAUGUCCCACAAACCCAUGCUAGCUCCUCCCCCUCAACGGCACUCCAUGGAGAUCAGCGGGCCGGUCCUCAUCAGCUCCAGUAACCCUACGGCAGCUGCUCGAAUCGGAGAGAUCAGUGGUGGGCUUUCCUGCAGCGCACCUUCACAGGUACACAUUUGCACAACUGGACUAAUCGUGACCCCGCCCCCUAGUAGUCCUGUUACCACAGCAACGGUCUUCACAUUUCCCUCGGAGACAAUCUACACAUCUAUUCCUGUGGAUGUUCUCCCACCGCCCCCACCUCCUCCCCCGCAGUCCUCCGUCGACGGAGCAGCGUAUUCACUGGCUGCCGGACAGAGACCCUCCCCCAGCAUAAGCGACCAAAGUGGGAGACAAAGACCCACAGUCUACGUGGCUAUGUUCCCAUAUACUCCCCGUAAGGAGGACGAGCUUGAACUAAGGAAGGGAGAGAUGUUUCUGGUGCUGGAACGCUGUCAGGAUGGCUGGUUCAAGGGCACGUCCAUGCACACUGGCAAGAUUGGAGUCUUUCCUGGGAACUACAUGAGCCCAGUCAGCAGGACUGCGUCGGGGAGCACCCAGCCCAAAGUGCCCAUGAGUCUGUGCACUCAGGCUGGCAGAGGGAUCACCAUCGUCAGCCCCUCUUCCGCUCCCCUUGGUGCCAUUGUUCCAGGUCCUGAUUUCAACAAACCCCUCGCCGUGUGCUCCAGCGCUGUACCAACCAACUCCCAGCCUGCAGCUGUGGUAACAGCAGCUCAAACAGCCACUGGCCAACAGCCAAAAGUCCCUUUGCACGUCAGCUCUCAGAUGACUGUGAAUCAGGCUCGCAAUGCGGUCAGGACAGCUGCAUGUCAAAGUCAGGACCGACCCACAGCCGCAGUGACACCAAUCCAGUCUGCAACACCGGUGACCUAUCUCCCCCACCUCGCCGUGUGCCCGCAGCCUUCCUCCAGUCCCGCCCAGGGCUGCACCCGGGCAAUGGGCUGCGCCGCCGUCUCUCUGACCCCACCCAACGUCAGCGCCGCGUCAUUGGAGGGCGACGCUUUGAGACCUGUACCUAUCCUCGCCGUGCCCGUCGGCUCCGUGAACAGCUCGGCUCUCAAUCCCGCCUCUAACAGCGCCACUCUGGCUUGCAGACUGGACAAAGACGUCAAGAGAGAAAAGAAAAGUCUUCUGAAGCUGUUGUCCUCCAAUAAGAAGAAGUCUCGUCCUUCACCACCCUCCUCGCCUACCCUUGAGGCAGAACAGGCUGCUGCCGGUGAGGCACUGCAUGGCGCAGUGGGCCCCGACACCUCCCCUCCUUCCGGCUCUGUCAACUGCCUCGAGCCUGAACCUGCUGCUGCUGCUGCUGCUGCCGUCGCUUCUUCCUCUUCAUCCUCCUCCUCCUCAGCCCCAGAGUCUUCCCAUCGGAAGAGCAGUCCCCUUGAUGGAUGUGCACCCAUCGCUCCUCCUCCUCGCCAGCCGUGCUCCUCUCUUUUAUCUCAACAACAUGACGCACGGCCCAUCAUAUGCGAGAGGUACAGGGUGGUGGUAUCAUAUCCUCCCCAGAGCGAGGCUGAGCUGGAACUUAAGGAGGGCGACAUUGUGUUUGUUCACCGGAAGCGGGAAGAUGGCUGGUUCAAAGGCACGCUGCAGAGGAACGGCAGGACCGGACUGUUCCCUGGCAGCUUCGUGGACAGCAUCUAAAACACACACACACACACAUUUCAGUGAAGCACAGUCAACACCCAGCUGACCGCAGCUGCUGCUAGCCUCGCUACGGCACGUCAACGUGCAAACCAAACGCGUCAGCACUCGAAAAGGUCGCUGGGAUUGGACUGUCACAGUGACACCCAAAAUCCUUUUUGAGCCUGACGUGGCUCCGGUCACCGAAAGAGAACGCUAGUGGCACAUGAGAGAGCUGCAGAGAAGAACAUAAUAUGUUGUCACUGAAAGCACAGUGCACAGAGUUAGAGGAGAGCACACUACUCAUGAACUUUUCCUUUUUUUUUGUUGGUUAUUUAUAUCUUUGUAACAAUUCAGCUGUUUAAUGUGUGCCUUGUACUGUUCCUCACUUUAUUGUACAUAAGGACACAAAGAUGAUUAGUCCUAAAACAACCAAUAUGAGCUGUUGAUAUAGAUAUAUGACACAUUUUAACUUAUUUCAUAGAUUGGCCUUUUUGUAGUGCAACACAUUAAGGGGUUAAGCUGGCACACGCCUUACGCCAUAUCACCACAUCAGUUAUGCUCCUCUCCCUCCGACUGCCGGUGAAUAGUUUUACCAUUAUUUCAACCUGUCAGCCGAGUCGAGGGGUCGGGGUGCAUCGGAUGCAACAGAACAAACGAGCAGUGUCAUCAUCACUUGUGCUGUAUUGUAGGAAAAAGGAUGCUUCUGCAGAUCUUAAAGGCAUUACCCAAAAAACCCGAGGACCGGAAGAGAAAUCUGCCGUAUUGCACAUUCGAGCACUCUAGCUACAGUUCGCCUCCGUGUGAACAUUCCACAUCACAAAACAUCUCUUCUCUCGUGGUGUGGCUGAGGCUAAACGUGCCAAAGGACUGAUACCUGCAGCGAUCGGAUACUUGCAUGCGACUAUAGCGAAAGCAGUCGACAAAGCUGAUGCCGGACUGUUUUUAAAUAAGCGGAAAACACUCUCCAAGAUAGACUACGCAGUCAAAUAUUGCUUACUUUGUACCUUCUUUGUAUUUACUGACCGGAGUAGCUUCUCUCCUAACCAACACCAUCGACAACGGCCAAACCCAGACGUAGCUCUGCGACACAAGAGCGACAUAACAUUUCAGUAACGGUGCACAACAAGAUUAUUUGUCAGUGUGUAUUUAUGUUUCGUUAUAAAUUCCACAGAGGCUGACACCUGCUGCUCUCAGAGAGUCUUUGUCAUGUAACUAACCUGGACACACACACACACACACACACACACACACACACACACACACACACACACACCGGACCACACUCAACCCUUCAGCCCUCUCAGUUUGUUUUUUUUGUACACUUGUAACUCAUUCCUAAUGUGACUUGUGUGGCAAUAAAAAAACACAGCUAGCUAAAGCACAGAAUGUUUGCCUAAAGUAACAUAUCAUUGUAUCACUCCACAGGAAGAAGAGAUGUGUGGCGUAAUUCUGUCGAACCUCGAAAAAAAAAAAAGAAGAUUUUAUUGAAAUGAAUCACUUUGACUCCCCUUGAUUUAUUUUUUUGUGGUUGGGUUUUGUUGUACAUUUACGUCUCUACAAAGUUUUCCAUGUUGAGUGUUGUAUUGACUUGAAUGACUGUAAGAUUUCUUUGUGACUGGAGGGUGUACUCGGUCGUAGGUUCAGUGAUUUAAACAUAAAAAGAAUAGCCAGAUUGAAUACUGAAUGAAGACCAGUUCAUCAGAUCAAAUAUCAAAGGUAUGAUUAGGUAACGUUAGAGACUGACCCCCUCCAGCUUCAGUGGGACCCCACAACAUUUAACAUAAUGUGACUUAUUCAUCAGAUCUUCCAUGAGUCCCGUGAGGUCUGAGGGGGCAUUUAAACACUUUAAAGGCUGGAUUUAGGCUUUGAGGAUGAAUUUACUGACUGAAUUGGACCCAUAUUUUUUUUUUUUUUAGUAUUUUGUUGUUACUUGAGGGGGACCACUGUGUAACUGACUGCUGGAAUAUGUUGUAGCUUGUUUGAAAUUUGAAGAGGGUGUGGAAAAGGAUGGUACAAAUCACUGUUAGGGCCUUUUUUUUUUUUUUUUUUUUUGUCUUUAUGAAUUGGUACUUAUGUAGAAUUAAUCUGAUAUGUUGCGUUGUUGUCUUGGCAAUCACCACACAAACCUCAGGCUCUGUGCUAAACUCUUCCUCCGAGUGUCUUUUCAUUUCACUGGUAAGCCUUUUAACACACACACACUCAUCAGACUUACUCCGACACAGGUGUUAACACUUUUAUGCACUAUCAUAACAUUUUUUUUUUUUUUUUUUAAUCAUACUGACUCGUCGUACAUGCAUAGGCUGCACAGUUCUCAAAAACAUGAAGCAUUUCUCACAACAGUUAAUAAACUAUAUUUUCAUUUAUUGGAACACAUGGCAAUGUAAGUUUGCUUGAUUCAACUUAACAGAUUUUCCUCAUGCCAAGGUGACUUACUUGAUUUUUUUUUUGUUUUUGUUUGUGUUUGUCUGUAGUUAGACUGUUUGUAUGUUUGAAAAUGGUGAAACUGAAAUCAACUUAUUUGGCACAAGUCUAUUAUGUGAAAAUACAUUCUGAAGUAUUUGAGGGAAUAGCACAUUUUGUAAAAAUCUAUAACAAUAAAAAGCUAAUGGUUUCCAUAA